AUGACAAAACCACAAUUAUCAUAUUUUAAAGUUAGAGCAUUAGGUCAAUUCCCACGUGUUUUAUUAUCAUAUCUUUCAAUUGACUAUGAUAAUAACUAUAUUGAUAAAAUUGAUGAAAAUAUUAUUGAUGAUCUUAAAUAUGGACAACUUCCAUUAUAUACAGAUAGCAAUGGUUUCAAAUUAGUACAAUCAAUGGCAAUUUCAAAAUAUAUUGCAUCUCAACAUGAUUUCGUUGGUAAAACUCCAGAAGAAAAAGCUUUGGUCGAUGAAACACUCGCUGCUGUCAAUAUUGAUGUUUUUACUUUUAUCAUUAGAGUAUUCAGAGGUGUUGAAGAAAAAGAAAAAAUCCAAGAAAUUAUUAUACCAAGAUUUUUCGCAAAAUGGAAUCAAAUUUUAGGUGAAAAGAAAUAUCUUGCAGGUGGUAAUUCUUACACUUUGGCUGAUUUAUAUGUUUAUGUUGCUUAUGAAUACAUUGGUUAUGUUUUACCAUUUGCUGCUGAUCUCUUAUACAAUGGUAAGUUCCCACAUUUAGAUUCUUUGAAAGAACAUUUCGAAUCUAAUAAAGGUGUAGCAGAAUAUCUCAAAAAUAGACCAAUUACUGAAAGAAAAAUUUAA
This is a messenger RNA of Dictyostelium discoideum AX4, 615 nucleotides long. RefSeq lists its product as hypothetical. NCBI's taxonomy places the organism in Eukaryota, Evosea, Eumycetozoa, Dictyosteliales, Dictyosteliaceae. The transcript has 2 exons. The coding region runs from base 1 to 615 and encodes 204 amino acids. The record is from RefSeq and is a predicted model, not a curated record.